Molecule: messenger RNA, 2121 nt
Organism: Stylophora pistillata
Lineage: Eukaryota; Metazoa; Cnidaria; Anthozoa; Scleractinia; Pocilloporidae
Biological process (GO): hormone-mediated signaling pathway; activation of adenylate cyclase activity; adenylate cyclase-activating G protein-coupled receptor signaling pathway
Cellular component (GO): plasma membrane
Molecular function (GO): protein binding; G protein-coupled peptide receptor activity
Source: RefSeq, a predicted model, not a curated record
AGCUGCAUUCAGGUUUGUAAACCUGCUAUAUGAGCAUAUUCUACAUAUUCAUCUUAUGUUCUCUCACAGGAUGAUCGAUUGGGUGAUUUUUGCCAUUUUGCCUCUUUUACUCUUAAAAAUGGUAACAGGAGAAUGGCCUGGGAAUAACACAGUCUGGCAUUCUUGCUCUCCUUACUGCAACUGUUCUCUGACAGACUACACUAUCAUGGCCAAAUGUGAUUUGCAAAUGAUGGACAAGUGUGAAAAUUUUGUUCUUCCCAACAACACGAUGGUGUUAGAUUUGUCCAAAAACAAUUUUGUUGAAGUUCCUUCCUGUGUACUGAACAAAAGUAAAAGCAUCUCUACCUUGAUUCUCUUAGGAAAUAACAUUGGUGUCAUCGAAGAAGGAACCUUUCCGCUGAUGCCAAAUCUUCUACGCUUAGACUUGUCUUUUAAUGACCUCCGCGAAUGGAGAGGAGACAUAACUAACACCCUCCCCUCCCUACGGUCAGUAGACCUCACAGGAAACCAUAUAUACUUCCCAGACAAUAAUCUUUUUGAGGUUCACAAACUCAAAGAGAUUAGAGGGAUUACAUGGAAUGUCAAUUGCGCCGACUGUACAUUGGUUAACACUGAGCUACUGGUCAGCUCAAAUGACAGUGACAUGGCAUGCAUAGUGACGCCCGAGGAGUACUUCUUUUCAGGAGAGAUUGAAUAUGGAAGGUCACUCCUCUUCGUAAGACGAGGUUUUUCGCCACAAUGCUUAUGCGAGUCAGACAGUUGCAUCGCGGAAGAAAUUUUUAUGCCCUAUAUACUUACACUCAACAAGUUACCGAGAAAGUUAUUUUACACUGAGUACAUUCUAGGUGCCACUGCAGUUAUUUUAAACCUCGUCGUCAUGUUCAUUUCGUUCGGAUGUCGUUCGCUUCGCACGAGCACUUCCUUUCUUUUACUUGGAAAUAUUGGUGUUUGCGACAUCUUUAUGGGUGUUUACUCAAUCUUAAUAGCCAGAUACACCGUAUACGAAUUGAUUGUUAACAAGGGCAGCUAUACCGGGAUGGACGUAUUCGUUAAUGAUUACUGUACGUUAAUGGGAGUCAUUUUCACAACAGCUCAAAUAGUCUCGGUUUCAAGCUCUCUUUUGGCAACGGUAGAGCGUUACUUAUCGAUAGUACACUGUAUGAAACCGGGAGUGAGGUUGAGAAAGACUACUGCACUAAAGUGCCUGGCAGGGAUAUGGAGCGUUGCCAUCGCCUACUCACUUCUGCCAGUUUUCCGAGUCGGUGGUUUGAGAUAUCAUGGAGAAUUCACAUGCAUGAUGCCAUUUGUGAACGGGCCUGAUCAACAGGACACGUCUGAGGCUGGCCUCACUGUUGCUGCUCUGCUUGUUUUGUUUUUUGUCAUGAGCAUUGCUCUGUACAUUCACAUCUUUUUCUAUGUUAUAAAAGCAGGCAUCAGUGCCGGUGUAAAGCGAAAGGCUACCUUGGCUAAGAAUAUUUCAAUCAUGGUUUUUACAAACUUCAUCUUCUUCAUAUCGCCAAUGGUAUGCACUUUACUGUUUGUGUACAGGUUUGAACAACUCCAAAAAGCUUUUAAGAUAAACACUUUAAGAAGCCUUAAAAUUUAUUUCAUCAUGCUCUCCUGGGCUCCGGUUGUGUUUAUCAGCCUCAAUUCUUGCUUAAACCCUUUCCUGUGCGCAUUCAGACAUCCAAAAUUCCGAAAAGAGGUUAAAAGCUAUUUCGAGAAGCUUCAGUGCUCUUUUUUGCGACGAUCUCACCACAAUUUGCCCCAGGUCUGGACGCUUGCAGCUGCAAAACGACUGGAACUUACCUCAACCGAUGCUGUUGUUGGAAAUGAAAAUGUUAGCUGUGAGACUUACAGAUCACUGGAAACUUUAAACUGAAUCUGAAGCGGCUGAGGAUUUUCCUUAUAAUUGCCUUAAUCAUUUUUGGUGACCACUGACCAAUGUUUCUUUAAUUUCACAGGAGUUGAUUGUAACAGUUGUGCAUCUUAUUAUUAUCUUAUUCAGUAACAGGCCUAGAGAGCACUUAGCACAUUGAUGUCAGUUGAUGCUUCCGAAAUAAGUUAGUUCAUGAUAAUUAACAAUUAUUCCACGAGCGCGGGUUGGAUAUGAGAUGAUAG